Rattus rattus (black rat) is the source of this 4581-nucleotide messenger RNA. RefSeq names its product zinc finger and BTB domain containing 6 (gene Zbtb6). The transcript has 3 exons. NCBI's taxonomy places the organism in Eukaryota, Metazoa, Chordata, Mammalia, Rodentia, Muridae. Gene Ontology annotation, molecular function: protein binding; RNA polymerase II cis-regulatory region sequence-specific DNA binding; DNA-binding transcription factor activity, RNA polymerase II-specific. Gene Ontology annotation, biological process: regulation of transcription by RNA polymerase II. The record is from RefSeq and is a predicted model, not a curated record. The coding region runs from base 708 to 1979 and encodes 423 amino acids.
GCAGUUAAGGCCGGCAGAAAACUGAACGGCGGGAGCUAGCCAAGGCAAGGCCUUCAGUGCCAACCGCGAGACUACUCGCAAAAAGUGAGGAAGAAAGAGCAUCUCAGGAUGUUCUUCCGGGGCGUCCAGACAAUCUCCGUAAAGAAUAAAGCUGGUUGACUCCGGAAGCGUUUUUUCCCAGGCUAAGUCCUUCUUCCGGCCUGGGCUGCCGUUGCUGCGGAAGCCUCAAAGCCAUUUUUGCUAGUCGGUAAGUGAAAGUGACGGAGACAUGCCGGGGGUUGAGGCUGAAGGACGACGCUGCGUGGGAGUACACCCCGCUGUGGCCUCAGCUCUAGCCUGGCGCCGCACCCGCCUGGCCGGUCCGGCCGGGACUUCCGAAGGCUCGGCGUGGGAACCAUGGUCCUCAUUGGAGGGAGUUGGCAGGCAGGCGGUCUAGAUUCCCGUCAGCUCCUCCUGCUGUGUGGGCCGCUUUGCCCACUGGGUGAACACAGAAUCAGGAGGAAAAUAAUUCCCUGGGAGAGAAGGAGUCACGUUAGUCUCUGUUUUGGGCUCAACGGAGCUAAAGCACGAGUAGGGAAAUGGAGCUGGAAGCGUGAAUGUAAUAGAUAGGCAAAGGGGUGUUCCCGUGUAUUAUCUGUACAAUUUAACAAUUAAGGAGCUGGGUGUAUGAAAAACGGACCAAGAUCAAUCUAUAAAAGAUUGUCACCAUGGCUGCUGAGUCUGAGGUUCUACACUUCCAGUUUGAACAGCAAGGAGAUGUGGUCCUACAGAAAAUGAAUCUCUUGAGACAGCAGAAUUUAUUUUGUGAUGUAUCGAUUUAUAUUAACGAUACUGAAUUCCAGGGGCACAAGGUGAUUUUGGCUGCUUGCUCCACUUUUAUGAGAGAUCAGUUUUUACUCACACAGUCAAAACACAUCAGAAUUACCAUUCUGCAGAGUGCAGAAGUUGGCAGGAAGUUGCUGUUGUCCUGCUAUACUGGAGCACUUGAAGUAAAAAGAAAAGAGCUUUUGAAAUACUUGACUGCUGCCAGUUACCUUCAGAUGGUUCACAUUGUGGAAAAAUGCACAGAAGCUUUGUCAAAGUAUUUGGAAAUUGAUCUUUCUAUGAAAAAUAACCAACACACUGACUUGUGUCAAUCUUCAGAUACAGAUGUUAAGAAUGAAGAAGAAAAUUCUGAUAAAGACUGUGAGAUCAUUGAAAUUUCAGAAGAUAGUCCUGUAAACCUAGAUCCUCCUGUCAAAGAGGAGGAAGGCGAUGCAUUACAAUCUGCUGCAGAGACACUGACAUCAGAGCGACGGGGAGUGAAGUCACCAGAGCUCUCAACAGUAGAUGGUGGCUUUAAAGAGAAUGAAAUUUGUAUCCUUCAUGUGGAAUCCAUCCAUACAGAUGAUAUAGAAAACGGGCAGUUUCCACAGCCCUGUACCUCAUCCAACGCAGGCAUGUAUUUCCCUGAAACACAACAUUCAGUGAUCAAUUCUACAGUUGAGAACAGAGUGACAGAAGUUCCUGGAAAUACAAAUCAAGGGUUAUUUUCUGAGAAUUCUGACGGAAGUCAUGGUACAAUAAAUGAGAUUCAGAAUCUGGAUGAGAAUUUUUCCUUGAGGCACCAGUGCCCCCGGUGUCCCCGGGGCUUUCUUCAUGUAGAAAACUAUCUGCGCCACCUUAAGAUGCAUAAACUGUUUUUGUGUUUGCAGUGUGGGAAAACAUUUACACAGAAGAAAAAUCUUAACCGGCACAUUCGAGGACACAUGGGUAUACGGCCCUUUCAGUGUACUGUGUGUCUGAAAACCUUUACUGCCAAAAGCACACUUCAGGACCACUUGAACAUACACAGUGGUGACCGGCCAUAUAAAUGUCAUUGUUGUGAUAUGGAUUUCAAACACAAAUCUGCUCUCAAAAAGCACUUAACCUCUGUUCAUGGCAGGAGCAGUGGUGAAAAACUGUCUAGGCCUGAUCUCAAAUGCCAGAAUCUACUGUAAUCAAAUCAGUGACUUUUGAAGUGAAUGGAAUCACUUUGUUAGAUACAUCUGUUUAUAAAAAUGCAGCAUUUGUAGUGUAUCACCCCCUCCCCCCCAAUCUGAAUCAUUGAUUUUUGUUCUUUCGUGUUAUUCAUUCUGAACUUCUAAAAAUUCCAAAGUUGUGAAUGGUAUGAUUAAGUUUAUGAGAUUCUACGUUGUCUUAAAAACAUUGUGUUCUGUUCAGCAGUAAUUGCAGAUUCUGAUUUGUAGUUUUUAGAUAAGUGAUUUAAUGUUGAACUGUAUAGAACUUUAAUGAGGUAAAAUGGCAAAUAGAUUUGGAAGCAUAGUGUUGCACAUUGCUAUUAUAGGACUAGCAAUUUUCUUUUUAAAAUUUAACCAGUGUUCUUGAAUUAUAACCAGAACACCAAAAUACUGUCCUAAACUAAAGAAACACAAUUCAGAUUCACAUGGGACCAGCAGAAUGUUCAUAGAAUUGCAUUACUUAAAUGUCCAAAAGAAUAUGUAAUCAGACCCUUUUCCUGAUUAUGUAUAAUAUAAUUAGAUUAAGAACUCUUGUCAAUGCAAGUAUUUUCUUGGCAAAGAUUGGCAAGUUACUUUUCUUAAAUUUCCCUCUUUCAUCGAAGACAUUAUUGUACUGUUAGGGUUUUUUCUUUCAUUUGUUUUGGAUAAAAUGCACUAAAAUUGACCUCCUAUGUAGAAUUACAUUUCUAUGAAUUUAAUACGUAUCUUACUGUCUGCAAUUGGGACACAGAAUAGUUCCAUCACCUUUCAAAAUUCCCUUUGCUGCUUUUUUUGUAGUUCAACCCUUCUAACUCUAAUUUCUACUAAGACUUCUUCAUCAGUAUAAUUUGUUCUAAUCUGUGGUGAUAUAAAACUGGAAUCUUAUAUUCCCUUUGAUUUUUUAACUAAACAUAAUGCCGUUGAGCUUGAUUUAUGUCAUUACUUUUUUGUAUCUCUUAUUUUACUUUUGGCAUGAUUUGUGUAGCCCAAAGCUGGCCUCAAAUUUGCCUUGAUUCUUGAGCACUGAGAUUAUGUCUGGGCCAUUUUUUUGUUUUGAAUUGUUUAUGUAUGCAUUUUCUUUUCCAGCAGUCACCAGGUGAAUAGUUUAAUUUUCAAAAGUUAUUAGAAUUAGUUAUAAUGUCUCAUUUGUAUGAAUGCCUGUACAUUCAAAACUUUUGUCCUUAACGAUGAAGAGCAAAAUUUACUGCAGGGCAAAUCACCUUCCCUGACCAUAGGAAGAACUAACUCACUUUUGAGCUGUCCUAUUUCUAUACAUAACUCAGCUCUUUGUAGAGUUUCUACUAUAUUUAAGUUUCAUUGACUCUUUUCUGUAUUUUAACAUGUACGAUACUUUGUACUAUAUAAGAGUUUUGUGAAAAUCAUGUAGGUGUUAUAUAUAAUUUUUGUGAUACUUUUGUGGGAAUAAUGCUCUACAUAGAAUUUUUAACUCUGGGAGAGACUUUAAAAAAUUUAAGUCUCACAGUUACUUCAUAACCCAAGUCACUAAUUAAUGACAUUGAGCAGGUCACCUGUCCUUCAACUUUUCUUAAUUUUAUAUAAAAUAACUUUGAUUUUCAUAAUUUGUAGAAUUAUUUCUAAGUCUAAAUUUCUACAAAUUUAUAUUCUUCAUGUGAACAGAGUAGACAUUUAUGUCUUUACAAACAUUGCUAUUUGAAUACUCUCUUGGAAACAGAACUUUUUUAAGGUAAACAUUUUGUUCCACCGGAUAAUGGACUGAUUCAGUGGCUAAUUUCCUUUCCCACAUGACUUAAGAAUGGUCAGUUAUAGUUGUGAACAUAUUUCCCUCAGAGAAACAAUUUGUGACUGAAGUACUUCUCUUAUUUUUGCUUCCUGAAUUGAAUUUUGGAAGGGAGGGCUAGGAUUGGGUGGAGAGGGUAAACUAUAUAGUAAACAAUGGAUUUUUUUUUUUUUUUUAGAAAGUGGUGUCUACUAUAUUAGUGUUUGGAACAUUUUGAUUGAAGGUGUUUUAAAUUUUACUCGUGCCUUGUAAGAGUGUUGUAAAAUCAGUUUGUGAGCACUUUGAAAGUUUUGCUUGUGGGGAAGGUAUUUUAUAAAGUGGUUGUUAUUUAUAUUAUUUAUUUCCAUUUCAUGGACAGAUUGGUUUCAAAACAUUCCUAGGAGCUGGGCAAAGUGCACAUGCCUGUAAUUCCAGCACUUGGGAGAUAGAGGCAGGAGAUUCAGUUCAGGGCCAGCCUUCCUUAUGUAUAGUUAAGUUUGAGGCCAGCCUCAUAUACAUUGUUUUAGGAAAAAAACAACAAAAAAGUAAAACAAAAAAAAAUUCCUGGGAGAGUAUUAGUUUGCAUGACAUUUCUGAAAAAUUCAGCGAAGUAGAAUCUGUAAAGAUAAGCAGGUAUGACAAAGUAAAGGGUAGCAUUUAUUCAUUUUAGAUACUUUUAGCUGUUUGUUUAUAAUAUGACAGAAAAAGCAGUAUGUUUGGGUUGAACCUUGUACGUACUGCAUUGAUAUGUGUAAAAGAUCUUGAGAAGGUAUUGUUACUUUGUUGCAGAGAGAAUCCUUUGCUCUUUUCAUUGGAUGUAAGUAUGAAUUAAUGAUGAAACAGUAAACUGGAGGUGAGAAUGGA